Setaria italica (foxtail millet) is the source of this 1133-nucleotide messenger RNA. Its product is annotated as protein LOL2. NCBI's taxonomy places the organism in Eukaryota, Viridiplantae, Streptophyta, Magnoliopsida, Poales, Poaceae. The coding region runs from base 214 to 753 and encodes 179 amino acids. The transcript is spliced from 7 exons. The record is from RefSeq and is a predicted model, not a curated record.
GACCUAUUAACCACCCGCGCUUACCAUUUUCUUGCCACACCGCAAGAAGCGUCCUCGGGGGGCACGUCCUAGAUCGGUGGCGCCUGCCUCUCGCCGCCGCUGCUGGUGCCUCUCCCCCACCGCCCCGCCCAGAUUUUUUCUUCUUAUUUUCCUCCCGUCCCGUCGGUUCUCGGAGGUUUCUUGCCGUCUCCUCCCCCCGUCGGUUCUUGAGGCAUGCAGAGCCAGAUCGUGUGCCACGGGUGCAGGAGGCUUCUACUCUACCCCAGAGGCGCUCCGAGCGUGUGCUGCGCGGUAUGCCGUGUGGUCAGCAACGUGCCACCUCCAGGAAUGGAGAUGGCUCGACUUAUUUGUGGUGGCUGCCAAACAUUAUUGAUGUAUACUUGCAAUGCAACAACUGUAAGAUGCUCAUGUUGUGACACAGUCAAUCUUGUCAGACCAGUGAGUAGCAUAGCUCAUGUGAACUGUGGCCGGUGCCAAACAGUGUUGAUGUAUCCAUAUGGAGCACCAUCUGUCAAAUGUGCCAUCUGCAACUUCAUUACAAGUGUUGGUGGGCAUCAGGUACCAACUGUGAGACCUUUGCCACCCACGCUGCCUGCAUCAAGUGGAAAUUCAUAUAACAUUCCGUCAACUUCCGCGCCAAUGAGUCAAUCACAGAACGUAACUGUUGUUGUUGAAAAUCCAAUGACAGUAGAUGACAAGGGAAAAUUGGUGAGCAAUGUUGUAGUUGGGGUUACAACUGGUGGAAAAAAGUGACAUAUCAGAACCCAAUGUAACUUUGUUUUAUGCUUAAUACCUGAAAAAGUUGAAAAUACCUUGUAUCAUACUGCUGUUUGGCGAUUGGUUGCUCGACAAAAGGAACCCCUGAAGAGCAUAGGGGCAAAGCUCGCAUUUGCCCCUUUGAUCAUGCCAGAACGAGCGAAAACGAAGUGCGGGUGUGGAUACUCAGAAACUAUAGCUUGUUACCCUUGAUUCUUUUGUAUGUAAUAUGGGCUCUGUUAGACCUCACUGUGUGAUCAAACUCCUAUCCCGUGGGUGCUUGCAGCCUUCUCAGUGAAUAAUGACGACAAAACAAACAUCACAAAUGGCUCUUGAAAUACAGUGUUUUAAUCAAUCUGGAUGUUGGUGAGAAUCAA